Molecule: messenger RNA, 684 nt
Organism: Striga hermonthica
Lineage: Eukaryota; Viridiplantae; Streptophyta; Magnoliopsida; Lamiales; Orobanchaceae
Source: the annotation of a GenBank genome assembly
AUGAUAGGGGGCGCACGGCUCCGGCUUAAGGGGUGGCAGCAAGCGGCCGUCGCAGUCGGAUCAGCGGUUGGGGCGUUAUUGGACCCACGGAGAGCCGAUUUGAUAGCUGCUCUUGGAGAAACAACUGGUAAGCCCGCAUUCGAAAGUGUGCUCCAGAGGAUGAAGAAGAAUCCAGAAGGCAGGUCUGUGUUAUUAGAGCGGCCUCGAGUUAUCUCUGCCAGUGUGAGCCAUGCAUGGGACCUCCCGCCGAACACGUUUGGUGCUGCCUACGCAAAUUUCAUGGGAUCCAGAAACUUCUCCCCAGACGAGCGGCCGCCCGUCCGUUUCAUGGAAACUGAAGAAAUAGCCUAUGUUGCCACGCGUGCACGCGAGGUACACGAUUUUUGGCACACCCUUUUUGGGUUGCCCACAAAUUUGAUUGGCGAGUCUGCUCUGAAGGUGAUAGAAUUCGAGCAAAUGCUACUCCCUAUGUGCGCACUAUCAGUUGUGGGGGGCAGCUUGAGAUUUAGCGAGAAACAGAGGGAAUUGUUCUAUCAACAUUACUUCCCAUGGGCACUCAAAGCCGGUGUGAGAUGUACAGACUUGAUGAGCGUGUAUUACGAGCGCCAUUUUCAUGAGGAUUUGGAGGAUUUCCGUCGGAAGUUGGGGAUUAUUCCUGCUCUUCCAUUGUUACGGUCGGCCUGA